Messenger RNA from Chelonus insularis, 314 nucleotides. RefSeq lists its product as uncharacterized. The coding region runs from base 69 to 314 and encodes 81 amino acids. The record is from RefSeq and is a predicted model, not a curated record. The transcript has 3 exons. NCBI's taxonomy places the organism in Eukaryota, Metazoa, Arthropoda, Insecta, Hymenoptera, Braconidae.
AAUAAUCAUUACAGAAAGUUAAUAAAUUUGAGUUCAAAACUCAAUUCUAUCUGAAAGGUUAGCUGUUAAUGAUGCCCAGUAAUCAAGAUCAUGAAAUAUCAAAUGAAGACAAAGAAAAGUUACGAAAAAUAAAGGAACUUACAGCAAUGAUUAAGGAAACAGAUCAAAAUUUGACAGCUUGCGAAGAAUUAUUAAGAACUUACAUUCAAAAUCGAUUGAGGAAACAAAAAGAAGAACAACGACGGCAUCACCACUUGGAAAAUCGAAUGACAGAAAUCUUAGAUAAUUUGAAAAGUCGUUUGUUGAUAGAAUAA